This is a messenger RNA of Ostrea edulis (European flat oyster), 2295 nucleotides long. Its product is annotated as tripartite motif-containing protein 2-like. The coding region runs from base 145 to 1962 and encodes 605 amino acids. Gene Ontology annotation, molecular function: zinc ion binding. The transcript has 3 exons. NCBI's taxonomy places the organism in Eukaryota, Metazoa, Mollusca, Bivalvia, Ostreida, Ostreidae. The record is from RefSeq and is a predicted model, not a curated record.
ACGGGAUCGAUCACACCACUUACAGAUGUUAGAAGCACGAGAUCGAAAUAUCAGACUAGAGAAUUUUAGGGGGGAUGUAUCUAAUAUGAUGGUAAAGACCAUCAAAAUUACCAGUGAACUACUUAUGUGAACCCGACGUCAGAAAUGCUGCAUCCCCGGCGCAGUGCCCAGGAUGUCCUACUGUGUGACUCCUGUCAAAUUGUCCCCUUACAGAGCCACUGCGAACUUUGUAAUAUAAACAUUUGUACUAACUGUGUAGGAAAACACCUUUUGGAUUCGUCUAGAAAACACCGAGUCAUUCCGUUCAAAGAGAAAAGUUCUAACCCUAACUACUCAGAAUGUCCGAAACAUGCUAACAAACACUGUGAACUUUACUGCGAGGAAUGUGACGUUCCUGUCUGUUCUACCUGCGUCUUAGAUGAACAUAGAGGGCAUAUCUUAUGCGAUGUUUUGAAAAACGUCAGUUCUAAAACAGAAGUCAUACAAAACGAUUUGGAAGAACUAGAGUGCAGAAUUUAUCCUCUAUUUGAACAAAUGGCCUCUGGUGUCCAGACUGAAAAAAAUGAGAUAAAAAUCAAUUACGGAAAACUUACAACAGCUACCGACCAACAAGGAGAAAUCUGGCACCGAGAGAUCACCACCAUUGUCAACCAACGAAAAGCUUACAUUGUGGAGAUGGAAACUAAACAUAUGGCUGCCUUAGAUAAAAGCACAGAUGAAAUCACACACGUUUUUACAGAACUUAAACAAAUUAUUCUAAACCUGAAGGCACUAUUAGAAUCCAAUGAUAUCUCUCUAAUCUCUACCUACGAAUCUAGGAAUAACGAGUUCAGAAAAUUGCCUCAUAAAGUCCGAGUUACAUUACCAAGUUUCUCUCCUCAGAUAAUAAACACAGACCAGCUCCGUGAAAUGUUUGGUUGUCUGUCAUCAUUAUCUAUUAAUAAAGAAGAACAUGACUACACAAUGAAGUCAGCAGAAGCUGUAUCAUCUCAUCCAGUCAAACCAAUGAAGUCACGAGAAGCUGUAUCGUCUCCUCUGGUCAAACCAAUGCAGUCACCAGAAGCUGUAUCAUCUCUUCCAGUCAAACUAAUAAAGUCUCCAGAAGCUGUUACGCCUGUUCCAGUUAACCCACUGCUUGAUGAACCGCGAGUUACUGCCACCAUUGACAUUGGGUAUGAAGUUCUAACACCAGUACGCAAUGUUAGCUGUCUCAGUGAAAAUGAAGUCUGGAUAUGUGGGAAUAACAACUGCAUGAAGCUCCUCGACCUUCAGGGUAAACUACUGACAUCAAUACGAACCAAGUCAGGGUACUGGCCAUGGGACAUAACAGUGACACGGGACGGAGAUGUUCUUUAUACUGACCCUUAUAAUAAAACUGUAAACUUAGUGAAAAAUAAACAGAUACAGAGCGUGAUCACGCUACAGGGAUGGAGACCUCGGAAUGUCUGCAUUACCUCCUCCGAUGAUCUCCUUGUUACCAUGGACAGCGAUGAUGGAAAACAAUCCAAAGUUAUUCGUUACUCUGGCUCCACAGAGACACAAACCAUUCAGUUUGAUGAUAAGGGUCGUCCUCUCUAUUCACCUGAGCGCUAUAGUAGCAAUAAAUACAUAAGUGAGAACAGGAACCUGGAUAUCUGUGUGUCUGACUGGAAAGCUGGAGCAGUAGUGGUGGUCAAUCAGUCUGGAAAACUUCGAUUUAGAUACAAUGGUCAUCCGUCUAAUAUCAAUGAAUUAUUUUGUCCAGUCGGCAUCACUACAGACAGCCAGAGUCACAUCCUGACAUCAGAAAUUAAAAAUUACCGUAUCCACAUCCUAAAUCAGGACGGACAGUUCCUCCGUUACAUUCACUGUGAUCUAUACACUCCAUGGGGUUUAUGUGUGGACAUCAAAGACAACCUCUUUGUGGCGGGGUGUACCAGUCAAAAAGUGAUUAAAAUCCAAUAUAUACAAUCACAGUGUUAAUUACACAUCCCAACACUGUUGAUUAUAUCUACCAACACCGUGUUAAUUACAGCUCUGUGUCGGUGUAUUACAACUAUUAAAGUGUUAAUUACAUCUGCAAAACUGUCAAUUACAUAUCUAAACACAAUGUUAAUUACAGUUGUAUGUUAAUUAAUGCAGUGUUUGUGUGCAUAACCAACCUGUGUAUUGACACAGUUUAUUUGUGGUUGUUUAUUUGUGUCUCAUUGAACAUAAUUUCGUUUUUAUUGUCUGUUUCAUUUUCAUUGUAUAGUACUAUACACAUGUAUUAUAGAUAUAUAUUCUUUUAGCUAAUUAAAAAGAAACUACAGCUCA